Molecule: messenger RNA, 1083 nt
Organism: Mus pahari (shrew mouse)
Lineage: Eukaryota; Metazoa; Chordata; Mammalia; Rodentia; Muridae
Gene: Nudt17
Product: nudix hydrolase 17
Exons: 8
Coding region: 15-905 (296 amino acids)
Biological process (GO): NAD+ catabolic process; NADP+ catabolic process
Cellular component (GO): cytosol
Molecular function (GO): NADH pyrophosphatase activity
Source: RefSeq, a predicted model, not a curated record
ACCAGAGGUGCGCGAUGGCUGCCGCACGGUUGCUGCUGCGCCUCGCCGGGCGCCUGAAGUCAGUGAACUUCACACAGAGCGUGUGUGGACUCCUGGGCGCCGGGCAGGGACCCGGGCCGUGGCACACGCAUUGCAGCUUGGAGCGAGGACAGCUUGUCCUCUCUAGCAAUCCGUUCCCCGGCGCUUCGGAGAGGCUUCCAAUCCAGAGACCCCUUUUCUGCCCUUUUGCGGCUCUGGACCAGCAGCCUGAGGUCUCCAGGACAGAGCCGCUCACAAAUAAAGGUGUGGAUCUGGGUGUGGCAGUCAUUCUUCAGUCCAGUGACCAGACUGUAUUGUUGACCCGAAGGACAUGUACUCUCCGCAUUUCCCCCAAUGUGUGGGUCCCUCCAGGUGGGCACAUGGAACUUGAUGAGGAGAUACUGGGGUGUGGGUUUCGAGAGCUCUGGGAAGAGUGUGGGCUACAGCUGCCCGAGAACCAGUUUUCUUGUGUCCUUCUGGGGUUAUGGGAGUCUGCCUACCCUCCUAGGCUGAGCUGGGGCUUCCCCAGAUACCAUCACCUCAUUCUCUAUGUACUUGUGAUCUCCCGGGAGUCCCAGGAGCAGCUCCAGGCUAGGAUCCAAGUAAAUCCAAAUGAGGUGAAUGCUUUCAUGUGGCUGGGACCAGAUGUAGCGGCAGCUGUGGCUGCCACAGAGGACGAGACAAAGACACCUGGACUUGUCUCCCAGGACCUACCACUCUCUGUCUGUGCAACCGAACUGAGGGACGAUGGAGGAACCCAACCUCUGGUCCUGCCUGUGCCCACACUCAUGCGGACAACCCCAACCACAGCAGAGGAGGACAAAGAAAGGAUCGGCGCUGGAACCAAGUUUGCCCUCCAGCUCUGGCUGCAACAUCUGGGCAGAUGAGGUAAAAGUGACAUUCACGCUCGGAUCGCAGACCAGCAAAGGAAGCCUGGCAACCUAAGACCUGGCAUGUCCUUCAAGAUGGAAGGAGAGGCCCUACUCCAUAAAGCUGUCCUCUGACUUCCACAUGUAAAACCAUGGCACAUGUGCCCACAUACACAGUAAUAAACACUUUAAAUGU